Molecule: messenger RNA, 1352 nt
Organism: Drosophila subobscura
Lineage: Eukaryota; Metazoa; Arthropoda; Insecta; Diptera; Drosophilidae
Gene: Uros1
Product: uroporphyrinogen-III synthase
Exons: 1
Coding region: 318-1181 (287 amino acids)
Biological process (GO): uroporphyrinogen III biosynthetic process
Molecular function (GO): uroporphyrinogen-III synthase activity
Source: RefSeq, a predicted model, not a curated record
CGAAAGAGGGAUAGGGAGAGAGGUGACAAAAGUGCAAGUGCAAUUUAAGCAGCAGGCGGCGGCAGGCUAAAAGUAAAUCCAAAUAUUUUCGGUCACUGCCGCCAGCAGACAGCCAAUAGCCGAAAAAACAGCCGCAGCACACACACACAGUGGAGCGGGAGCAGCGGGGCAGUAACACUCGGCAGCGAUAAAUCAUUUGAACGAGGCCGGCGCCGAGCGAUCCGUCGAGUGUCCGUCGGUCCAAUAAAUCUGAUCGAACGACGAGUCCAACAUCGACGGGACGGCCCCAAACAGAAAUACAAACACAAACAGGCACCAUGACGAGCCGCCAGCGGACGGUGAUUAUUUUCAAAUCCGAAUCGGACAGCACCGAUGUGUACGCGGAGACGCUGCUGGGACACAACUUCAACCCGGUGUUCGUGCCGACGCUGUGCUUCGGCUUCAAGAACCUGCAGGAGCUGGGCGGCAAGCUGCAGACGCCGGACAAAUACGCGGGCAUCAUCUUCACCAGUCCGCGGUGCGUGGAGGCCGUCAAUGAGGCGCUGCAGCUGGGCGAGCUGCCAGGUGGUUGGAAGCUGUUGCAUAACUAUGCCGUCGGUGAGGUGACCCACAACCUGGCCCUCAGCACGCUGCAGCAGCUCUUCACGCACGGCAAACAGACGGGGAAUGCCCGCAACCUGGGCGAGUACAUUGUGGACACGUUCGAUGGGUCGCGCGAUCUGCCGCUGCUGCUGCCGUGCGGCAACCUGGCCACCGACACCCUCCUCUCGAAGCUGGCGGAGAACGGCUUCUGUGUGGACGCGUGCGAGGUCUACGAAACGAAGUGCAGUCCCCAGCUGGGCGAGUGCGUGGAGCGGGCACUGAAGGAGGCCGGCGACAGCGUCGAGUUUCUGGCGUUCUUCUCGCCCUCGGGCGUUGCCUGUGCCAUGGAGUACUUCCGGGCGCACAACAUCUCGCUGGAGCCCUGGAAGCUGGUGGCCAUCGGGCCGAGCACACGGCGAGCCCUGGAGUCGCAGGGCCAGAAGGUCUACUGCACCGCGGAGCGGCCGACGGUGGAGCAUCUCGUGAAGGUGCUGCUUAAUCCGCAGGACAGCAGGGAGCGGCUGGUGCGAGAGCGGGAGCAGAUGCAGGAGCUCGAACGGGCCGCGGCCGCUGCCGCCUCCGCCCUGGACAACAAUUAGGAUCUGAUUCAUUUUAAUAUUUAUAGCAGUGACUGUCCGUCGACAAAAUGUACAAAAAAGAAAUGGCCCGGGCACGGCAUUGAAUGCUGUGCACGGUUUUGUUUGUUUCUUAAUCGAAUUUCAUUCACCUCCCUCAGAAAUAAAUUGUUUUUCUUUUGUUUUUCAUCCAAA